AUGGUGAAGCUUCGGAAAACGUUGGUGAUAAUUCCGGGAAACGAUCGAGAAAAUCAUCGGUUGCUUGCGUUUGAAGAGAUGAUGAGAGAGAGGAUAUCGGCUGCACAACGCAAUCCACAAACUUUGGCACGCCAGAAGGCAGUUAAAAGUAUAGAGGAUGUUCUACGUUCCGUUUUGCGUCCUCUUUCGUCAUUUCCACACUCAUCUGAUUUCUUGAUUGGCGGAAAUACAGCGCAUUCUCUAACACCGAAUGUUGUCCAGGAUGUGGAAGAGUCUAUCAUGUCGCAAAAGAGACAACUACUGAGUAUUGCUUUACAUGCUCUUUUGAAACAAGGCCGAUGGAAAACUGUUUCUCUUUCCGAAUGGGGGAAAACUUUUGCCGCUGAUUGUGCUACCGAGGGCGUCAAAGCAGACGAGGCGCAAAUUGAGCAGAUGUUCUUCGCAUGUGUUGGACAGUUCGAGCUGAUAGGCAUUAUAAGAAGCAGCAGUGAUCGUGAAACUCCCUCAGUUACCAUCGCUCACCAUGUUCUUAGUUCGAUAAUGUAA
Messenger RNA from Ostertagia ostertagi, 546 nucleotides. Lineage: Eukaryota; Metazoa; Nematoda; Chromadorea; Rhabditida; Trichostrongylidae. The record is from the annotation of a GenBank genome assembly.